Molecule: messenger RNA, 1188 nt
Organism: Balaenoptera ricei (Rice's whale)
Lineage: Eukaryota; Metazoa; Chordata; Mammalia; Artiodactyla; Balaenopteridae
Product: ester hydrolase C11orf54 homolog
Exons: 5
Coding region: 1-1188 (395 amino acids)
Cellular component (GO): nucleus
Molecular function (GO): hydrolase activity, acting on ester bonds; zinc ion binding
Source: RefSeq, a predicted model, not a curated record
AUGAGUCAGUCCCGCCUCCUUCUGCAGGCGGACUGGUCUGGGAGGAAGGGGUCUCACGGCCUCUCCCGGGACAUCCUGCCUGAGCGAGCCGGCGGCGGUGGCCACUUUGUCAAGUGUCAGGGCCGAGCUCUGCCCCCAGCUCUGCUUUCCAGGGAAUUCCAGCUGAGCCAGAGAGACGUGUGCCGAGUAACUUCAGCUGCCAUUUCUGUGGUGCUCUCCGUCACCGGGGCCCUGCCAAGAUCUCCACGGUGCCCGUUUCUUUCAUCCUCACAGCAGCGCACGCUUUACAUAGAUGAAGAUUUGGCACGAAACGCGCCCAAGGUCACCAGCCCAGACGUGGAGGAAGCGGGCAGUUUGGAUCUGGAAUUUGUGCUCUCAAGCAUCGUGCUAGCUGGAGCCGCAGAGCAGGGAUCCUUUAGAAAGCAGAGCCUGAGGCAAGGAUUAGGUGGCUUCUGCUGUACUUCGGAGGAGCAAGCCCGGGGCAGUGGAGGUGAUGGAGAGGGAGGCGAGGUGGUGAGGGAGGAUUUGAUGGGCGUUCUGCAGAAGGGGCUAACGGGUACCUUUGCUGAUGUCCAGGUCUCUGUAGUUGAUUGCCCUAAUUUGACUGAGGAGCCAUUUACCUUUCCCGUAAAAGGUAUCUGUGGGAAAACUAGAAUUGCAGAAGUAGGAGGUGUGCCUUACUUAUUGCCUCUUAUAAAUAAAAAAAAAGUUUAUGAUCUAAAUAAAAUCACAAAAGAAAUCCAGCUUCUUGGAGCUUUUGUUCUUGGAGCAGGAGCAGGCCCAUUUCAGACUCUUGGAUUCAAUUCUGAGUUUAUGCCAGUUGUUCAAACAGAAAGUGAACACAAACCUCCUGUGAAUGGAAGUUACUUUGCUCAUGUUAACUCUGCAGAUGGAGGGUGCCUACUAGAGAAAUACAGUGAGAAAUAUCAUGAUUUAGGGUUUGCAUUACUGGCUAAUCUUUUUGCCAGUGAAGGCCAACCUGGAAAGGUCAUUGAGGUGAAAGCCAAAAGAAGAACUGGAAAACUUAACUUUGUGACUUGUAUGAGACAGACUCUUGAAAAACAUUAUGGAGAUAAGCCUGUAGGAACGGGAGGUACUUUCGUGAUUCAGAAGGGAAAAGUGAAGACUCACAUUAUGCCAGCAGAAUUUUCUUCCUGCCCAUUGAACUCUGAUGCUCUGUCACAUUGA